Molecule: messenger RNA, 255 nt
Organism: Knipowitschia caucasica
Lineage: Eukaryota; Metazoa; Chordata; Actinopteri; Gobiiformes; Gobiidae
Source: the annotation of a GenBank genome assembly
AUGCUAACCUCCAAGCUCAAUGCUAACCCUCUAGCGGCCGAGUUCAAAACUCAGUUCAAGACCCAUGAGGAGGAGCUGGAGGAAGAGGAGGAAGAGGAGGAAGAGGAGGAGAAGGAGCCAGAGGGGGAAGAGGAGCCAGCAGACGAGGAAGUGGAAGAAGAGGGGGAGGUGGUGGAGGGAGAGGAGAAGAUGGAGGAAGAGGAGGACGUGGUGGAGGAAGAGGAGGAAGUGUGUGUGAACAUUAACAUGACAUAG